This is a messenger RNA of Solenopsis invicta (red fire ant), 1536 nucleotides long. RefSeq names its product elongator complex protein 4 (gene Elp4). NCBI's taxonomy places the organism in Eukaryota, Metazoa, Arthropoda, Insecta, Hymenoptera, Formicidae. Gene Ontology annotation, cellular component: cytoplasm; transcription elongation factor complex; elongator holoenzyme complex. The coding region runs from base 299 to 1432 and encodes 377 amino acids. Gene Ontology annotation, biological process: tRNA wobble uridine modification. The record is from RefSeq and is a predicted model, not a curated record. The transcript has 5 exons.
ACUGCGAACGACGGGCGAUGAUGCGUCGGUCGGAGAUGAAUGAAAACACGUUGGCGUGGAGAUUGGAGCAUAGAGCGUGAAUUCUACUACCGAGUGCUUCCAAACGUCUCGUGCUUUGUUAUUACGAAAAAUACACGAAUAAUUAUAAAGGAAACUCUACGCCUUUUCAAACGGUUUUCUACGAUUGUGAUUUGUGUUGCAACGUCAGCCGCAACGCCGACGUGGAGAAAACACAUUAGUCAGCACGUGACAAGCUGCGCUUCGUUUGUCCAGUAGUUCUUUUGAUAACAUCCCUUGAAUGGCUUUGGAUGCAGGAAGGAUGAAUCUGGGUGGAACCAAACUUAAAACUAAACUGCCAACGAUACCAGGCACUAAACCUUCAUUACGGAAUUCGCAAUUGCUCAUUUCAACAGGAAUCCCUUCUUUAGACAAUACGAUAGGCGGAGGUUUACCUAUUGGUUCGAUAUUGUUAAUUGAGGAAGAUAAGUAUGGCUUCUACGCUAAAAUUGUACUGAAAUAUUUUAUGUCGGAGGGAGUAGUGGUGUCUCAGCCUAUAUUGAUUGCAUCUCAAGAUGUCCAGCCUUCUCAACUUGUGUUAGAAUUGCCUACAGUUACAGAUGACUCGGAGAAGCAUACUAAAACAACUAAUGAUAAUGUAGAGCCAAUGAAGAUAGCUUGGCGAUAUCAGAAUAUGAAGAUGGUAGAUCCAACUCCAAUGGGAGAUCAGACAUUCGGUCAUUACUACGAUCUCACAAAACCGAUGCAGCGGGAUGUCUUAGAACGUGCUGACAUUAAACAAUGGCAAUAUAAUGAGGAAAUGACACUGAAUGAGAACAAUAAAUUUAAGAAUGCUGCAUAUACUGAUUUGUUAUAUACAGUAGAAAGAACCUUACGUGAUGGACAAUAUUAUCUCUCUGAAGCGCCAGAUCAGAAAAAAAUUUUAAGAAUCGCGAUUCAUUCUCUGGGAUCAAGAUUAUGGCUCAACGACACAGAAAAAGAUUCGAAUAGCGAUCUGUUAAAGUUCUUAUAUUGUUUUAGAGCACUUUUAAGGAAUUCCUAUGCGGUCGGCGUAGUCACAAUACCAAUUAAUAAUUUUGACAACACAGAUAUUGUUAUUGAAAGAACUGAGCAUUUGUCAGAUAUAGCGAUCGGAUUAGAAUCGUUUGCAGGGUCCACAAAAGAGAUCAAUCCGUUAUUUAAGGAGUAUCAUGGUCUUUUGCACAUUAAGAAAUUGUGUGCAUUAAAUGGCUUCUCACACGGCUGUGUACAAUACAAAGAUUUAGUAUUUAAAUUACGCCGUAAAAAGUUUCUCAUAGAAGUUUUACAUUUACCGCCCGAAUUUGCUGAUACAUCACAACGGGAGCAAGAUGAAUCAGUAGCUGGUACAGGAUGCGCAAGUGGUGGAUCUCAUAAAAGUGUACUUGAUUUUUAAAAUCAUGAAUGUUAUAUGAAAUCAAAUACGAUACUUUUAAUAUGUACAGUAUUUUCAUAAUAUUAAAUAUUUAUUUUGUUAAAGUAAAAAGUUCAUUAUUUCAA